Messenger RNA from Neodiprion virginianus, 2171 nucleotides. RefSeq names its product alpha-tocopherol transfer protein-like. The coding region runs from base 298 to 1254 and encodes 318 amino acids. The record is from RefSeq and is a predicted model, not a curated record. NCBI's taxonomy places the organism in Eukaryota, Metazoa, Arthropoda, Insecta, Hymenoptera, Diprionidae. The transcript has 6 exons. Gene Ontology annotation, molecular function: phosphatidylinositol bisphosphate binding. Gene Ontology annotation, cellular component: membrane.
GAUGUCAGUGCCCCGCGAGAUUCCUGCGACAAACGCUGUAGUGAUCGAGGAAGUCAGUCCUCCGCAAGACACUCGCCGACGACAAGUGCAUUUACACCGUUUGUGGAAUUAUUUUAUCCUCGAUUGGAAUCGGCAUCGAAUCGGUUGGAAUUAUCUUCGGGAAAAUCAGAUUCUCGGGAGACGAUCGUCGGUUUGAAUUUCCCGCUUCUGUUGAUCGCGAAGCCGUUCAUCGUUACCGAUUUCUGAAAAUCGACAACCGAUCUUCGAGUUUAUCUCUUCCGAUCUAUCUGUAGAAUCAUGUCCAAAAUAAUUGAGACCAGUUUGGCCCCCGGCGGCCAAGAGGCGCUCACCCAGAGACUUCAGACUGUACCGACUCUUAAAAUCGGAUCGGUUGAGCUCCGCUUUGAACCCGAAGGACUCGACGAGUUUUAUGAAAAUAAGGCCAGGGAAGAACUCAGGGAAACCGACGAUGUCGUUGCUCAGGGACUUGAAGGUCUCAGGGAACUUCUCAAAGGUGAAACGGACCUGAUUGUGCCAGCCGAAUCUGAUGAAUAUUUGUACAGAUUUCUAAGACCUUGUAAAUGGUAUCCGGAAAGCACUUUCGAACUGAUGAAGCAUUUCUACGGAUUUCGCAAAGCACAUCCUCACAUAUGCGAUGGUUUGGUGCCCAGCAACCAGCGGAAGAUCCUGGAAUCCGGCAUCAUCACCCCUCUUCCUCGGAGGUGUGGCGACGGUGUAAGACUAAUGCUAAUCGAGGGUGGCAAGAGGUGGAAACCCAGGGAAAUCACCCUCGACGAAAUACUCAAGGGGAUCGUGCUCGCCCUCGAGGCAGCGAUGUCGGAGCCGAAAACCCAGGUUUGCGGAGUGCGAGUGAUAAUUGACAUGGCUGGACUCUCCUUUUCGCACGUGACUCACUUCACCACGAGUUUUGCCAGGACACUUCUUGAGUGGGUACAACGUUGCCUACCCUGUCGCCUGAAGGGUGUUCACGUGAUAAAUCAACCCUAUGUGUUCAAUGUCGUCUUUGCAUUCUUCAAACCCUUCUUGCAGGAAAAACUCCGGCAAAGGAUACACUUCCAUGGUACCGAUAGAAACAGUCUUCUCGAACAUAUCGACGCGAAAGCUUUGCCCGAUCGGUACGGCGGUGACUUACAAAUUCCCAACGAACCAAUCGGCACGGAGCUUUGGAGUUACUUCUGCACUUUCGAAGAAGAUUUUGAAGAAUCUAACAAGUACGGAUAUAAAUCCGUGUGAUGAGAAGGAAAAUGUUUCCACUCCAAUCAUGGUGGAAGAGAACUAAGCGGUCAAAGAAGACGUCAAAAAAUCGUGCAUGCACGAUGUAUGAAAAUAUCGGACAGACGAUGAAUGUGUUACGAUUUUUUAAAGCUGUUUUGAAACUAUAAAAUCGUCUAUUUCUAAGCUCUUUUGUUAUUAUUUAUAUAUUACGUCGGGUAUGUUUUUCUAUUUUGAACAUUCCUACGUCUCUCAAGUUUGGUUAAUGAAAUGCAUCGCAUUGAACAAAUUUUCGAUGUAACAGACGAAGUAUGUUUUAUAAAAAUAAUUAAUGCAUCGCAGUGAAUAGUCCACGUGAUAAAUUUGCGAUUAUAUAAUUAUACUUAAAUUUUAUCAAAAAAUUGAAUGAAUAAAAUAUGUGAUAUCGGACGAAUUUGAUAGCCAACCGUUUGAUUAAUUUAUCGGGUUUUUCAAGUAUACAGGUACGGAUAAUUGAUUCAUUUUGUUCGUCAGAUACGGAUGACCAAGGAAAUGAAGUGAACAAUAAACAUUUACAGUCAUCGAUAACAGUGAAAAUUGCGAUAAAGAAUGAGAGAAUAUAGUUAACUAGUAUCAGAUAAUGAGAUGAAUUAAAAAAUUAAAUUAAAUUGAAUAAACGAAGCGGGGUUUUUCAAGAGGCAGAUGCAAUUUUCGAUUAAUGCCAUAAAUAUAAUUGAUCAAUAAUUAUCAUGUGCUGAAAGCGCUGCGUGUCAGUUGAAUUUGCAGUUUUUUUUUUUUUUUGUUUUUUCUAUUUAUUCGCAUUGUUCUCACAAAUUUUUUAUAAAACUUCUAUUUUCCUUUAUAAAAAGAACACAUACGUAGAGAUCUGUACAAAAAAAAAAACAAAACACAUUAAUAACAGUUAAUAAUGAUAGUAAAAUUAACAUUAUUUAUAAUAA